UGAAGCGGUCACUGCCUCUCUGUUUUCCUUCUAGAAGUUAGAAAAACAAGCUCUUCAGAGCACUCUUCUUGUAUUUCUCGGCGUUUUGCUUAACCUGCAGCGCUGCCUCAGGAUCUCACAGAGCGGAGGAACGAAAAGUUAGAGAAAAGCAAGCAAAGAGGAGGCGAGGGGAAGAUUUUGCUGGAAACCUCUUUGGGAAGCUGGAGAUCUUCUCAGGAUGCCUGCCGUGGGCUUGUUCUGCUCUAGCAGCUAUUCACAUCUUCCCGGGUGAAGGCAGCUCCCGGCCACGGGGCAUCCGCAUUAAGCAGGUCUGUGCGGAGGGCCAGGAGUGCUCUGAGGGAUGCAGAUAGCAGCAAUGCUGUAACAAGCAGCCUGCGAGUGUUGCUGGCUCUGCCUGUGUCCAUAAGGUCCCUGCAGGGCUGGGGAACGCGGCGCCCUGCGCUCGCUAUGCCCCUCCGCCGUCUAGCGCUGGAGUUGGCUGUCAGAGAAACCUUCGAGGUCCCCUGCUCAGCCCCGGUAGUGUCAUGAGUUAGAUUAGUUGGAGCUGUGCUGGGGGCGGUGAGGGCUUGGAUUACAGUCCAGAACUCAAAGUGCUUCGGUGGUUCACGUCGGAGGGGAGAGGAGACGCCCCGUCGCACACAUGGAGGAAAAAGAGAAAAACCACUGCACUUGGAAGUGAGGGGGAAUAAAGGAGGCCGGGAACAUGGACUCGGAGUCGCUGGACGGUUGCAUUCAGAGUACGUUAUCAGCACUCUACCCUCCGUUUGAGGCUACUGCAGCCACUGUUCUGUGCCAAGUUUUUGAUGUGGUGGAGAAGACGUACCGUGGGGAUGGACUGCGCUACCUCAUAGACUUCCUGAUUCCAGCCAAGCACAUCCUGCAGUGCAUUCAGCAGGAUGCCUGUGUUCAGUACUGUGGCUUGCUGUUUCGCCAUGAGGGCUGGCCCCUGUGUAUUCAUGAGAAGAUUGUAGUCCAGCUGGCUUCCAUUGACUGGCGAAUCUUGAAGCCUGGUGACUUCUACCUGCAGGUGGUCCCCUAUCUGAAGAAGUCUCCACGAAUUGUAUUGAAAUGUUUGGCAAAAGACAAGCAUAAUGUAGAGGAAGUCGUAAUUCCAGAAGUUUCCUAUACCUCUAUUUUCACUCUGGAAUGGUUGAGUACUAUCAAUGGAGAGCGGAUGGGUAUAGCACUGGAAAAUUGUUUACUAACCACUGAUGAUAAAAUAUUUCGUGUCCCCUGGGAUAAAGUGGUUAAGCCUGAAUUUAUAAAUAAACCAAAAAUAAUUGAAAACAGUAUCAUCUCUCCAGAAAUAACAGAGGAACCUUCAAUUUUGUACCUCCCCAUGGACCAUGCUGAGAGCAGUUCACCAGACCUAGGAUCUCAGUAUCUACAGGAAAAAAGUCCAAAUCGAGACAACCUGGUCAUUAACAGCAGAGCUCCGCAGCUGAGUGAAGCUCUUGUCAACGGUGGGUGUGCAAGUCCUGUGCCUCAAGAGAACUUGAAAAGUGACCUUGAAGGGGAGUACGUUGAGCUGACAGAAGUUUCACUGCCCAGGUUUGGGCCACAAACAGGCUCUUUAACCCAGUCGCUAGCUUUAAAUUAUCUAACUCAGCCCAGAACACGAGUGAAUGCAUCUAAAGGCAAGCACAGGUUUAUUGUCAUUCAAGACAGUACCUACUCCAAGAACUUAAUUCAGUCAGCACUUAUGCAGAAGGAGCACUGUCAAAUGGACACUCUGAGGACUUCUUCUACGGAAGUUCUCAAAAAUGUAAUUCCGUUGGAAAGCAACAAAAUGAUAGCACAUGAAGAACUGUCUCCAGAAGGUCAGCUGAUGUCAGGGUGUCCUGGAAACAUGGGGAAUAGCUUUCCUGUGGCUGAGUCUCCUGCCUGCAGUGCAGAAGAUUCAUCUGCAGAGCAGAAGACCCGCAGCGAACACUCAAUCGAUUGGCGAUAUGCACUGUGCAGCUACAGUGAUGUGUGUGCUAGUGAUGGUGUCAACUGCAAAGCACAAAUGCCUGGUGCUCUUGGAAAUGUGGAAGGAGCAAGUGAUGGUCCUAGAGGAAAUCCUGGUGUUCAAACAUUGGAGCGGAGCUCAGAAACAAUUCUAGAUGCUGCUGUUGCUCCAGCUAAAGAGGAGGUGAUACUGAGAGAACAUGGAGAACCACUGACUGAAGAUCAAAAUGAGGUGACACAGGUGGAUUCCUCUCCUGUGUCUGUCCUGGGAUCUUUGGGACCACACUGCACACUGCAGGAAAGUUCUGAUGCUUCUUGCCAGACUGUCAGUGAAAGUAUUGCGCCAGGCCAGGUCCCUACAUUGCUUGUCAUGCCUGAGAGUUCAGAUGUAGGUGUGGAGGGAGUCUCUCCUUCAGGGAACACAGCAGAUGUAGGAGCAGUCGGUGCUUGCUGCAGUGAUCAGGAAGCAAACCUUAGUUCUCCAUUAAAUCCUCCAGAACAGAACCAAGGAGAAGUAGAUGAAUUUGAGCUGGAAAGAAGGGACGGCCCUGAGGAAGUCAAAGAGACUGAACAAAUAUUGCCUGUAAAUGAGAAUCGGACUAGUCAUAGUCACUGUUCUGUCAAAGCUCCUACAGAUGGACUCUUGUUAGAUGGUGAAGAGCAAGAGAUCUCUGCAUGUCAGCAUAAUAAAGCUGAAGAAGCCAUGCUACUCCAGAGUGCUCUGUCAGCAGAGGGUGAUCAGACGGCAGAACAAUUAAAUAACAGUGACUCUUUGGGCCUUGAUACACAAACAGAAGGCUCAAGUCAAUUCGGAACCCAGAGGUCUGGGGAAAUGUGUGAGGAACCACAAAGACAGGCAGAAAACCAGGGCCAUAAAAGUGAAGAGAACUCUGUGCUGAACCCAGAGUGUUUUGUGGUACAGGACGUGAAGGGAGGGGAGGAGAACCAGGGAAGUUUUCCUUACGGGGAAAAGUCAAAGACUAUAGCCUUAAAAACACUGGAAUCCAUUGAAGAGGAACUGGAAGUUGGACCACUGUCCUCAGGACCCGCUGAAGGGCAUGCAGAGCCCACCGGUCCGUACUCGCACCAAGAGGCAGCUUCUGGGGCAUCAUCUCCUAAAGGCAUGGUGUCAGAAGGGGCAGAGACAAGAAAAGAAGCAAGUGGCACAGAUGUGUUGAAACCAGUGAGUAAAGUGAGUGCCCUGGAGGAAACCUCAACAGCUGUUACUCCCCCGCCAUCCCCAGCUGCCUGGGGUGGUCGGUCUGCACCUACCAUAGUCAAGGAUGUGAACCCAGAAGUGCUCAGAAGCGGAGUUGCCUGCCUGCCUGGUACGAGGGAUAAAUCAGGACGUGCAGUGGCCAUAAUAACAACAAGGAACACAGCCUGGUUAAACCCCCACUGCAACACCACUGAGCUUGUACGCCUUCUUCUGUACCUGCAUAGCAUCCCAAGACCAGAAUGUCAGGCUUUGGGUCUGACUGUUCUUGUGGAUGCCCGUCGCUGUUCACCGGUUCCUGCUCUCUUCAAGGCAUUCAGCAUAUUGCAGGACAUGGAUCCUCACUGCAUUCAUGGAGUACUGCUUCUGGUUGAAAGAGAUCUGACUUUUCGAAUGGAGAAGCCACCAGCAGGACAGUUUGAACUUCUCACCUCCAUGAAAUCCCUCCAUAAGCAUAUAGACAGCUCGCAGCUGCCUCUAGAACUGGAUGGGACCUUCCCUUAUUGCCACCGGGACUGGUUAGGCUUUCGCAUGAAACUGGAACAUUUGCUACAAGGAUGCCAAGGUGCCUGUGUCUUCCUCCAGGGAGCCAUCCAUAAAGUGGAAUCUGGAAAAUUACCAGAAAGAGCGGAGGAGGCAGCUGUGCUGCUGAGGAACUACAGGCAGUUGAUGAAGAAUGUUCUUGAAGAUGCGCGGCUGGUCAGACUGCAGCUGGAGGGUGGAGCGCUUCUGGCCAGACUGAGGAAGGAGGAGUCUUGUGUCACCCUCACCCACGACUACAGAGACGCACUUGAUGCUGCCAGUGUGCUUUACAAUCGAGUUGAUGAGGGCGUUCACCGGCUGGUGAUGCUGUCGAACAAACGCAUCCAGGAACUGGAGCUGGUGAUGGAGUUCGAGAAAGUGGAAGAAUGUUUUAAGGAGGUCAGCAGUUGGAUUGAGAAUGUUGGCAGAAAACGGCUAAAGGAAAUGAUCAACCUGGAUGAUUCUUUGGAGAUGCUGCUUCAAGCACAGAAGCAGUUCAGGGAGUUUGAUCUUGUUGCCAGUGAUUAUUGCAGAAGGGGGCAGGAAGCACUAAAGAAGAUGGAUCGAUGGGAAGACUUCUCCUCUGUGGAUGUGCAGUCUUACAGGGUAAAGCUGCAGAGCUACAGAGAUCAACUGGAGGAGUUCUGCAAUCAACUGGAUGAAAACAGGCACCGAAUCUGUGAGACGGUCAGGCUGUACGAAUUCUUUGACAAGGCAUACGAGUGGGCCUUGGAAGGGAUGCGACACCUUGCCUGCAUCAGCAUGGAGGACUGCAGCUCUGCCGAGCACUGUGCAGGUGUCAUCAAGUGUCUGGAGAGUUACAAGGGGCAGCACCCAGACAUCAGCGAUGCCCGGUUCCAGGAGAUGAAGGAGCUGGCCUGUGAGCUGAAGAGUGACAAGGGACUCAAGCAGUGGAAAUUUGCCUGGUCCAAAUGCCAGGAGACCAAGCUGGUUUUUGAAAAGAAACUCGAAGCAGCCUUGAGAACACGGAGGUCUCUGCUGUCAGACCGCAAACCAGCUGCGGGGGAGCAGCCCCGGGCUGGCAGUGAGGCUGGCAGUCUGUCCCACCGGAGGCACUCGGAGGGGGCCACCCCCGGGUCCCACUGGGACAGGACAUACAGCGCAUCCCACUGCUACAACAGGCCCAACUGCUCUCCGGGGUGGACUAAGGAGAAGGCUCCCUCGCCCUCCCUGAGCUGCCCUGGCGAUGGCAGUGCUGGGGAGGAAUUUGCCUGCCAAGCUGCUCUCAGCCCCGGUUCUCACUCGAGCAGAGUUUCUUUUGCCAACGGGGCCUCCAAGUCUCCAAAACUGCCUGAAGAAAAGCCAAACCUGGAGAGCAUAUUAGAAAACCUGGAGGUGAAGCCAUCCUGCACAUCCACUCCAGCCUCUGGGAAGCUGCCUCCCAGGAGGAUGCUCCGGAAGGCCCAAAGCUUUGACCUCCCCUGCGGUGAGAGCCUGUGGUCAGGCUGCCAGAGGACGCUGAGUGAGCCGGCAAGAUACGGCAACACCGGUGUCUUUAUUAAGGGCCUGGAGGUGAGCAGCACUGAGCUGGUGGACAGGACUUUUGCGCUGCGGCAGCAAGCUGGUCACAGCUGGGCUGCAGACUGCCUGCCGGAGGGACAGAGGGGCUGCCUCUCCGUGUCGGAAUCCAAGAGCUGGGGCAGCAAGCUGCGGCACAUCAUUGAUGAGAUGGUAACCACAGAGCGGGAAUAUGUGAGGUCGCUUUGCUACAUCAUCGAUAGCUACUUCCCCGAGAUGGAGCGCCUCGACCUCCCCCAGGACCUGCGUGGGAAGCGCAGUGUCAUUUUUGGGAACCUGGAGAAACUCUACGACUUCCACAGCCAGUACUUCCUGCGAGAGCUCGAGAGCUGCUGCAACCACCCGCUGCGGGUCAGCCACUGCUUCCUCCGACACAAAGACCAGUUCGGGAUGUAUGCAUUGUAUAGCAAGAACAAGCCGAAGUCGGACUCACUGCUGGCCAGCCAUGGGAAUACCUUCUUCAAGUUCAAGCAGGUGCAGCUUGGGGAUAAGAUGGACCUGGCCUCCUACCUGCUGAAACCCAUCCAGCGGAUGAGCAAAUAUGCCCUGCUCCUGAAGGACCUGAUCAAGGAGUGCAGUGAGGCGCAAGAGCAGGAGCUGGGUUACCUCCGUGCAGCUGAGGAGAUGGUGAAGUUUCAGCUCCGGCAUGGAAAUGACCUGCUGGCCAUGGAUGCCAUCCGUGACUGUGACGUGAACCUGAAGGAGCAGGGGCAGCUGGUGCGGCAGGACGAGUUCACCAUCUGGCUGGGCCGUAGGAAGUGCCAGCGACACGUCUUCCUCUUUGAGGACCUCAUCCUGUUCAGCAAACCCAAGAGGAUUGAGGGUGGCUUUGAUGUGUAUAUCUACAAGCGCUCCUUCAAGACUGCAGACAUUGGUCUGACGGAGAACUCUGGAGACAGUGGCCUGCGCUUUGAGAUCUGGUUCCGAAGGCGAAAGUCCAGCGACACCUACAUCCUCCAGGCCAGCUCAGCCGAGACUAAGCAGGCCUGGACCAGUGACAUUGCCAAGAUCCUGUGGCAGCAGGCAGCCCGCAAUAAAGGUGUGAUUCCUUCCCGGGGCGUCUGUGCCGCAAAAGAAAUCCGCAUGCAGGAGAUGGUCUCCAUGGGUGUGGGCAACAAGCCGUUCCUGGAUAUCAAACCCAGUGAGGCAGCUAUCAAUGAUCGUGCUAUCGAUUACAUCAUGAAAGGCAGAGGUGCCAGGACCAGAGCAUCAAUUGCGGUGUCUCUGUUUGACCAUUCCAACCCGUACAAGAGGACACAGGCGCAGCUCUCCGCUGGCAGCACCCCCACUGCCUACAGCCCUUCCUCCUCCUCCCUGCUGGGACCCCUCAACCUCCACAUGUACCUGGACCAGGCCCUGCUGCCUGGCGUCCUGGCCCCCGGCCGCCCCUUUGACAUUGGCACCUGCAUCGAGGAAGACGAGCUGGAGCACGAGACGAGCAGCCAGCCAUCACUGACAACAGAGAGCUCAGAGUCAUCGCACUGCAUGUCAGGCAGCGUCUCCAGUGGCUCCGACAGUGGCUGUGUCUCCAGCAUCCCACAAGAAAGCUUCUGUGAAGACGUGGGCUCACCCUCCUACAUGCCUCUGGGCUCACAACACAGCUCUGCCAUGGAGGAGAAACCCCGGUUCGCAAACAGCCAGUACAUUUCUGCAGUAAGUGCAAGCAGCCAAAGUACUCUCUUCACUUUGCCUGUUCCUGCAACUGCCUCCCCGGUUCAAGCUGCUGCCUCUCACGGUGGGGCUGAAGAUGCUGCUUUUGGGCUAGGAGUCACUGUGGGGAAGUGACCUGUCCUCUUGCAGAGACUUGGCCUCCUCUGUUGUGAGGGCCGCCUCUGCGGUGGCCAAGAUCCCUGAGGAGAUGCACUGGAAAGGACCUGCAGUGCUAGAGGCUACAUGCAGGAGCUGUAAUGCUGUCUUGGGCUGGGGCACAGACGAAACCUCCUGGGAUGGAGGGAGCUCUGCUGCAGAUGCUGCUGAGCUCCUUUCCUGGAAGGUUUGGGCCUUUUUCGGGGAGCAAUGAGGUGGAAGAGCGGGACCCUGUCGCUCUAAGAUGUCAGUGUGUCUCCACUUAUGUUCCUGAGAGUUCUCAGUUGCUUCCCUUCCUACUAGAUCGUGUCCUGAUGCUGUUGUCCUCUAACCCUGUACUAAUGCUGGCUUCUCUCCUCUGCAGAAAGCAGGCCAGGUCACCAUAAGUCCCUCGACAAUAGUGUGAGCCCCUCUGCACACGUAUUCCGCCUAAGGAAGUGGAGUUGUUGUAAGUAGCCCCUGAAGGGGAUUUUCCAGCAGCUCUGAGUGUUAGUCAGGUUUGUCAGUAGCUCUGAGUCAGGAGAACCUCACCCUCUGCUUCUCAAUGAGAAGUUUUCCACACACGUUCCUGACUGAUCUCUGAGGCUCCCAUUCAUCUGAUUAGAGAAGACCAGCUCCCCUAGAGCCCUCGCCUUAAACAGCCGCUCUGAUGCCUCCGGGUUUGGAGGAGCAGAAGCAAAACAAGCAAAAUCCCUUUCAGGUAGCAGAGGGCUGAGCACCACCUACUCAUCAGUCUUCAGAUGAGCUGCUUCUCUCUGGAUGCUGCCCAGCUGUCUAACCACUAAUCUGUUUCCUGUAGCUGUUUGCCGAAAUCCUGCUCUUCCUUAGUCCCUCUGAACUUUGCCUUAGGGAAUCCAUGGUAUUCUCCCCAGGCUGGAUUUAUCCCACAGUUUCCUUUGAACCUCCGAAGGAAACUGCACAUCACCAGGCAGAGGAACCUGCUAGGGUUAUGGUCAGGAUGUCCCGAGGGAGCUGCCAGAUGUUGCUCCUGUAUUUCCUGAUUUCUGGAGGAUGCCUUGUCUGAUCUGAGGAGGGGGGAGCCCUUGGAAAGCCACAUCACGCCCCCUCAAACCCGCCUGCCUCUGGCUCCGCUCUUUCCUCCCCGUCCUUGGGACUGAGCAGAGGCGGGUGAGCACGAGGGAGGCAGGUUAGGCCGUCCGUGGUCAAGGCACAGGGUGGUAGAUGGCUCGUAGGUUUGGUGCCGUGGGGCUGUUAGAAGCAGGCCCACGGCUUGUCGUCUGCAGGUGCAGGAGUUCAGAACCAGCCACGGUUCAAAUUUAAGAUCCAGAGCCCCUUCUCGGGGAGAGGGCGGGGGGGUGGUGGCUCACAGACAAGAGCUUUGAAGUGGCCACGAAGCAGCAGGGUUUGACAGCAGCGUGUAGCCUUGGGUGAGUCCUGAGGCGCAGGAACAGCCCUCCCCGGGGGUAGGGGGGAAGAGCCGCGCUUCUCCUGCGAGGCUCUCCCAGUAAAAUGUUCUUUCCCCACCAAAAUGCGGCUCUGACAAACCAAUGUUUUUUUUUCCAAGUGUUUUGGAAAAUCGCCGCUGGCCGGGGCAGAGAGGGACCUGGGGGACCCUGCCACAUCAGGGGAGUGCAGCCGGUCUAACCCAUUGCACGGUGCUGUGUUCCAGGUUUGAUUGCCAUUUCAAACUCACUGAAGACCCCAGGCCUCUGACCAGCAGGAGGAGACAGUCUUCACCUAUGAAGAUAUGGGGUUGUUGGGGUUUUUUUACACAUAAUCAGGCUCUUUAAACAGUCCAAACCCUGACCUCUGGCUGGGGGGAAGUGCCGAGAAGGUUUCUGUCAGCUACACGUAAUAGCUUUGGUGUUGGAUGGGACCUUGGGCGUUCAAAACUUGUUAGCCCUAUAUUUAAUGAGUAACAAGUAACAUAGCAGUUUGGAGGGGGAAAAAAAAAGAAAAAAAAAAAAGUAUUAUUUUUAAAGCUAUGAGCUGUACAGAUUUUUGUUAUGAGUGACUCUGUUACUAUUUGUUCUGUAAGCUGCACAUUUUAUAAAGUUUUUUGGAAGGGCAUGAAUUAAAACUGAGGUAUUUAAGAAAAGUAGCUUAACUGUUUCAGGGUUGUAUUGACCUGGAGCUCAAGAUUUAACGUCCUUCCUUUAUGUUCUAAAUAUUUCUGUCAUAGCGAUAAUUUAUUUUCUUGGCUUAACACUUCUGUUUUAAUAAAAGCAGUUUCAUUGUUACGGUGAAUUGUUUCUGCAGAUGGUUCGUGCAGUGCCUCGGGUGCUGAGCUUAUCUCUGCCUUAACCAGCUGCCAGCUCUUCCCUGUGCAACCUCUGCGCUCACCAGCUGCCACCUGCACCCUGUCACACCUCAGCAGUGUCCCAGGAGAGGGGGGGGGACAUCCCAGGGAGGUCAGAGCAGCCAGCAGGGCUGUCUGCUGGAGGUCAGGAGGUGCAAAUCGCCUCAUUUCCUGGCUGUAAUUUAAACUAAUUUAAGCUGUAAGUCUCGCUCUCCCCGCUGGGGCAGGGUCCUUGUCCCGGCGGCCCCGGGGUGACAGGGACUGGCUGCUGGCUUUGCCUCAGCCCCUCUCCGGGUACCCCAGUCCCACCGUCGUGCCUUGUUUGAGGAGUUUUGGGUGGUGGUGGCACCUGAGACCACUGCAGGGGGUUUGAUUAUAAUGCUGAAGCUUAGCCACGCGUUGGGCGAGGUGGCACCGUGUAACAGCAGGGCAAACUUGGCCUGUUCCUGAGUAACACCAAAGCUCCCUGCGCGUCUGGGACACCCUCACCCUCUUCUGACAGGAAAGAAAAAUGAGCAAUUUUGGAAACUGUGGUUACUUGCUGCCAAGCUCCUGUUUACUCCAGGUUUUACGGAGCGCUGUAAAUGGGGCUCCCCCAGCUGGGAGGGCAGUGGUGUCCCGUUCAGCCUGAGGAAGAAGACGGAGCAGUCCUUUCUUUAUCUGCAGUUUUCCUCCUCGGAGCUGCCAUGGAAUCUCGAAUGUUAAGCCCACCCGAGUUGCUCUCAACGUACAGACCAUCUCCCUUCCAGCUGGGAAAUCCCCGUACUGUGCAUAAACCACUUGGUUAUUUUUCAUAAGCUGGAUGUUUUAUAAACCUUGUUCUUUUUUUUUUUGUAGAGACAGCAAAGAGAACACAGUUUGACACCUUUGUACAAAAUUGUGUGGGGAAACAGUUGCACAGGGAAGAUUUUAGAAGUCACUCUUUUAAAAUAAAUGCUGAGUUAAUGCAAAAUGUAUGGGCUGUUGGGACAGCACUAGCUCGUGUCACAAGAGGGAGAGAAUUUACUAAUGCAACAAGAGGAACGUGAAACUUCCUGAAUUUCUCAGUUUCAAAGGUUUCUGCAUUGCUGGAAAAACCUUUAGUAAUGUUUACCUGACACUGUUUUUUCAGGGUUUGAUUGAUUUGUCUA
Chroicocephalus ridibundus (black-headed gull) is the source of this 10423-nucleotide messenger RNA. It is a transcript of the gene PLEKHG4, whose product is annotated as pleckstrin homology and RhoGEF domain containing G4. Bases 704 to 7012 code for a protein of 2102 amino acids. The transcript has 22 exons. The record is from RefSeq and is a predicted model, not a curated record. Gene Ontology annotation, molecular function: guanyl-nucleotide exchange factor activity. NCBI's taxonomy places the organism in Eukaryota, Metazoa, Chordata, Aves, Charadriiformes, Laridae.